Molecule: messenger RNA, 3618 nt
Organism: Hippocampus zosterae (dwarf seahorse)
Lineage: Eukaryota; Metazoa; Chordata; Actinopteri; Syngnathiformes; Syngnathidae
Product: M-phase phosphoprotein 9
Exons: 22
Coding region: 130-3231 (1033 amino acids)
Cellular component (GO): centriole
Source: RefSeq, a predicted model, not a curated record
CGCACGGUUACGUCAGUUUCAGCAGCCAAUGAGCGCCUGCCUAGCAUCUCCCUGACAAAUAUGGAUGACAGGACAACGCGAGUAAACGGCUGUCAGAGUUCCGCCCACCUCUGCACGGGCCCUUAAAACAUGUCCACAGAUGACAGCGUCUCUGAGGACGUGUCUAGCUCGGGGCCCCACAGUCUCUGCCGGGCCGGCGGCGGCGGCAAGGAGAGCGAGGCGUCUCCGCUGUCCUCCGAGGCUACCACAGCAUCUGGGCUGGGGGUUUCUGAGGGCAGGCGUUCAGACUCCCAGACCACAGGGGGCACUGUGGCCAACCGGACCGUCAAGGGCACUCCGGCGUGCAAUAAAAUCAGGGGUCUUUGUCUGAGUCCCGAGGAUGACGCGUUCGCUCCGGGCAAGAACCUCCCGUUCAUCAACCCGAGCUCCCUGGAGACCCUUCGAGCCCUGGUGGAGGAGAUUCGCAGCAGCGGCGAGACGGACCCGCAGCUGUGGAAGGACUGCGAGGGCCGAUGGCUGCAUCUGUUUCAGCUGGUGGAGAAGCAAUAUCAGGAGCAAAUCCUUGCUCAGCAAGAACAGUACCAGUGCCAAAUCCAGUUGAUUCAAGACGAGAUCAAGGCGCUGGUGACCGGCGACUGCGCCUUGACCACUCGCGCGCCCAGCGACAGUGACAGCCUGGCCACCCCCGCCGCCCCCUCGCCGUUCGGCUCCCCCUCGCCGCCUCGCAGGCCCGACGGCGCCGACGAGCGGGCCGCCACGGGGCUCAGCAGCGGCUACGGCACGCUGUCCGCCUGGGAGUCGGCAGAGACGCAAGAGCCCCGCUGGUCCCGAGAUGCCCGUACCGCUCCGGCGGCGCGGGACCGCGCCGAGUCUCGGGACGAGGCGGAGCCGUCGGCAGCCGGUCAGCGCAAAACCUCGGGUCAGGGUCUGACCUCCUGGGCUUUGAGGCAGAAAUUGCGAGGCAAGAAGAUCAAGACGGGAGCCUCCCAAAUUCCCGAGUACGAGGAGCUGCCGCGCAGCCCGGGGCAGUCAGGUCCCGCCGACUCCCGCCGCCCGGCCGCCUCUUCGCCCUCGGCCUCUUUUGGGAUGCGGAGGAGCGACAGCCUUUUGUCUGAGGCCUCAGGGCUGACCUACUGGCGUCUGAACGAGUGCGACCUCUAUCACCGUCUGCCCGAUGCCCUCGACGCCGACGGCAGCGGCGCCGCUUUCUUCCUGCAGGAAGCUCCCGCCCAUCAGGCCGAGGACCUUGGUGUUUCUCUGCGAGAGCUCUACCAUCACAAACGCAGGGCGGACGUCAAACGUGGCGCGUGGGAACGCUCCGGGACUUCCACUCCGUUAUCUCUGCGGCCGCCGCUCGCGGAGGCAUCGCGGCCCACCUCGCCGGCGCCUCUCAGCCUCGGCGGCGUCUCCGACGCAUCGCAGGAAGUCCCGUCGUCCGUCCCGUCGUCCGUCCCGCGGACGAGGACUGGCGAGGAGAAGGACGAGGAAGAGGUCACGCGUGCCCGCGGUUCCACUCUGAGGCCCGCUUCCGCUUCCCUCGAAGAUCCCGUCAUCCUCUCUCUGCUACGACAGAACUUGCGAGAGAAGCACUCGCGACACGUGGCCGACCUGAAGGCGUAUUAUGAGUACGAAAUUCAAGUCCUGCGAGACAAGUUGCAGCUCCAAGAUCCCCCCCCCGCAGACCUGGAGAGGAGCAACCGGAUGCUCUCAGACAGGUGUCGGCAUCUGGACAAAGCUCUGGCCGAAGCGGGGAGACGCAUCGAGCGGCUGGAGGAAAGCAACGCCGCGCUGGAGAAACGGCUGGCCGAGUGGCCCGAGCGCUACGCGGUGGCGGGCGCCACCGUCAAGUCGCUGCGUCGGCGUCUGGAGGACGGCAAGCGCUCGGCCAAGGAGAAGGCGGCGGCCGUGGCCGAGGCGCGACGGCAGAUUGACGACAGCGAGGCCGGGAGGGAACAGGAGCUCCGGGCCAAGAAAGAGCUUCUUGCGCAAUACAACCGCUUGCUGAAGGAAAACGACAGACUAAAGAGCAACUUGCUGUCAACGGAGGACAAACUUGACCAAGCCAACGAUUCCAUUUCAGACUUAAAAAGAACCGUUUCGAAGCUGGAGUCUCAAGUGCGGCAGUUGGAGCAUGAGCACCGGGCCGGGGCGCGCCGCACUCCCUGCGCCGCCCCCCAGCCGUCCGCAGCCGGUCUCUUCCGCCAUCCCGACCUCCUGCGCUCACCCGGCAGUGGCAACGCAGAGCCGGACGUCGCCUGCCGCCGGUCACCCCGUCCGGAGGUCCAACGGCCGGCGGCCGCUGCAAAGUCUGCCUUCCCCUCCGAAACUUUGAUGAGAUGCACGGCCCCCCGAGACCCCGACCAAACGCCGUCCACGUCCAGAGCGCGGGAGGAGGGCGCCGGGAUCUUGACGCCCAUCAUGAGGGCGCUGAUCGAGAUGGAGGAGACGCGCGCCACCGAGACCAGAGCCCCCUGGCCCGCCAAUCACACAACGUCACUUGGCGGCAGCGGAGGUCCGCUAAGAAGUCAGAGGAGUUUGUCUCCGGACGGCCAUCGCUCGUCCUCGCUGCCUCCGCCAGGACUACGGAGCGCCGUCGCGACCACGCCCGCCAAGAGAGAGACCUUACUUGCACCAUUGCCAGCCAAGGGCAGCCCCAAGCGCUGCCCCACCGAGAACUACUCCACCGCCUUUGGUCACAUGAUGCCACGGGAGGAGCAUCUCAGCAACAGGUGUGAUGCACAUGCCGACCACACGAGGCGCCACUCGUUCCACAGCGGCAGUCCCAGGAAGAAACUGCACUUUGGAUCAGCUGACCGUCAUGGUACGAAAGUGGAUCAAAAUGGUAAAAUAGACUUGACGGGACUACGGUUUUCGCCGCGUGCAGCUGCUGCUGUGGUGUCAGAGCCCCCCGUCCGUGGUGAUGCGCAGCUGCCGUGUGAAGACGGAAGAGGAUACCCGGAAGGAAGCCCGGCCUCUGACAACAAAGCUCUGUCCUUGGCGGAGGCCGAAAGGCUUUUUGAUGAGCUCACACAGGAGAAACUUGAGAUCGAGGCGUCUCUAAGCCGCAUGCCGCCGCCGUCGUCGGGCGGACGAGUGAGCAGGAAGACCAGGCUGGACCAGGUGGCCUUAGAGGAGCGUCUGGAGCGUCUCAACCGAGACCUUGGGUCAAUCCGCAUGACGCUCAAGAGGUUCCAUGUACUGCGCUCCUCUGCCAGCCUAGCAGCAUGCUAAUGUUAGCAUCUUUUUAACCUAUCACUCAGGGAUACUUUUUAUACGUCUUUUCUGGAAGUCUAUAUUUUUAGUACCACGCAGAUUUUGUUUUUUUAAAGGACGUGUAUAUAAAUAUAUAUAUUUCUGAUCAAGGCUGUUUCACACAGUCGCAAUAAUUUCGUCAUGCUCUUGUUUACAUCAUUUACAUUGAAUGAAAUACUUUUGUGUUACUUGACAUUCCGACUUUUUUUUUUAUUAUCCCCAAACACGUGAUUAUUUUUGUUAGUUUUAUAGCAGAGCCAGCACAAUCAUCUCUACACUCAGCCUUUUUUAUGCCUAUCCAAAUUGUCCUUGGCAACUAUUAAUUAAUAUGAGCCUCAUUGCACAAUAAAUUCUGUUUAUUUUCUA